AUGGAGGGGCUGGUUGCUGCGUUUCUGGAGCACUACUGGACAUAUCUACACUCGAUCAAAGGAUCUUUGGCGCUGAUUUUGUUGGCGGUAUUGAUCGUUGUUCUGAGGAGACGACGAAAGGCCGAAAGCUCUGCGAUACCGACGAGAGAAGACAUACCGGGUUGCUUUCGAGCCGGCCUUCGAAAGAGUCGGCUGGAUGAUGAGCAUGUCUCGAGACAACUGGACCGGCGAGACUCGAAGCAUGAUGGCACACCAUUUGUGAAAGCAAUCUUCACAUAUCCUGUCAAAUCUUGUCGAGGAGUAGAGCUCCCUGCCACCGAGAUUUCGAGCACAGGGCUAGCGUACGACCGAUUGUUCUCGUUCGCCCAGUUAGUGCGACAGAACGAUGCUGUUACCGCAGAAAGCAGGCAGGUCGAUGCAGACGCCACGCCGCAAUGGCGCUUCAUUACCCAGCGAGAGUAUCCCAAGCUUGCUCUUCUGGAGACACAACUCUGGCUACCUGACCCUCACUCGCACCAACAGACUUCGGACGCAAAUACCAGCAACGAGUGGGUUGAGAACGGAGGGGGUCUAGUCAUCAAGUUUCCUGACGAGCGCAAUACCAACGGGCAAGCUGGAUAUGUCACGAUCAAGCUCCCUCUCGAACCUACCGCACAGCACGCCAAAGCUAAGCAGUACACACUUGAGAACAUGACCAUUUGGCUAGACAGCCCGUGGUGCAUCAAUAUGACCAACGAGAUCGAUGUAGAGUCGCUCGCAAAGCUCGGCUCUUUUCUUGGUAUCGAACACACUCUUGCUCUCUUCCGAAGCAACCCUCGAGACUUACGAAGCAUUCAGCGAAGCCUGCCUGCGGAUCAUCAAGAUGAGACGUUCCAGGUCGGCUUCGCAGACGCCUUCCAGGUGCAUCUUUUGAACAUGCAUAGUGUGCAGGCCUUGAGCGACGAGGUCCCGCCCGAGCAUAAAGUGGACAUUGGCCGUUUCAGAGCGAAUAUUAUCGUGGCAGGAGUAUCCGCGUAUGAAGAAGACAGGUGGAAGCGGGUUGUGUUUGGCCAGACGGUCGAUAUCGAGACGAAUGCAAUCGUACCGGCAUCACAUCACGUCGCUUGCAGGACGGCUAGAUGUGUCCUUGCCAACGUGGAUCAGCAGACCGGCGUGCAAGAUCGGAAGGAGCCUUUCAAGACGCUCAAGAGGACGCGGCAGGUGGACGAGGGCGCGAAGCCGCAUCCAUGUUUUGGAUUGUCAAUGAUGCCGCUUUUCCAGCGCGGUGUGGUGCGAGUUGGAGAUCGGAUAGAGAUUAUCGAGACCGGUGAGCAUAUCUAUGAGAAGAUGUUCAGCUAG
Fulvia fulva is the source of this 1338-nucleotide messenger RNA. Its product is annotated as Mitochondrial amidoxime reducing component 2. The record is from RefSeq and is a predicted model, not a curated record. Gene Ontology annotation, molecular function: molybdenum ion binding; pyridoxal phosphate binding; catalytic activity. The transcript has a single exon. NCBI's taxonomy places the organism in Eukaryota, Fungi, Ascomycota, Dothideomycetes, Mycosphaerellales, Mycosphaerellaceae. The coding region runs from base 1 to 1338 and encodes 445 amino acids.